AUCUCGUAUUUAAUCUUAAUACAAAUAUAAAAUGCAUGUUUUUUAAACAAAUAGAAAAUCAACCGUAUAAAACGUUUUUAAGCAAAGUAAGUGGAAUACAGUUUGCCGUCUACAUGGCAACAGAGGAAAAAUGAUGGCAAAGCGAAGGUGGUUUUUGGCGAUAGUGUUUACCGCUAUACUGUUCAACGUGUUCUUAAUCACCAACAAGUGGUCCGGAGUUCAUUCAAACCAAGCAAAUGUAAGGAUGCGAGCGUAUUCGCCUAAAGCUUCAUCGGUACUCGGAUAGGCUGGACUGGCAUAUUUACCAGCCGCUGACGGUACUAAUUCUAUAGACGCAAUCACGAAAGGUUAUCUAAAACAUAUCAAAGGCAAAUUCGAUUACAUGAAGUCUCCGUUUAUUGACCCAAAGCUUAAUAUCAAUACUUCUGAAGCAAUCAAUCUGCAUAAUAUUUUAUGGUGGAACCCACCGAGAUGGAUGAACGACUGGAUUGAAGAAACAGACGAACGCCGGUGUUCAUAUACAAACUGUAGGGUCACUACAGACAUAUCAACCCUUAAUGGAAGUAGUGCGGUGGUAUUUUCCGUUGCCGACUCAGGUAUGGGGAGUCGACCCCCUCUGACCUCAAACGAGAGAAAUCCAAACCAAUCUUGGAUAUUCUACACAUUGGAGUCUCCCUAUAAUAUUUUGUGGCAACAAGAUCAUAAACGCCCCGAAUGGUUGAACAUUUUUAACUGGUCAUGGACGUACAAACCGGAUUCAGACAUCUUCCAUCAAUAUGGUAUAUUGCAGACAAGGGCUAUGCCAUUACAGAGAAACUAUAGCGAAAUUUUCAGAAAGAAGACGAAACUAGCCGCUUGGGCGGUAAGUAACUGUGAUGCCGUGAGCAAAAGGGAUAGAUAUGUUGAAAUGGUUAAUAACUUUUCAAGUGACGGGAAUGCGUCUAUCGUUGACAUAUUCGGGACAUGUAAAGGAGCAUUGUCUAAACCAAGUGAAGACCAGUUCGAGAAAAUUCUUGAUGAAAAUUAUAAAUUCUAUCUCGGGUUCGAGAAUUCAUUUUGCCCGGAUUAUAUUACAGAAAAGUUCUUUAUGUACUAUAAACGAGACGUUAUCGUCCGCGGCAUGGGCGAGUACGUAAAAUACUUUCCAAAAGGGUCUUUUCUCAACACAAAAGACUUCCCGAGUCCGGGAGACUUAGCAAAAUUCAUUGUAAAUCUCGCAGCGGAUGAAGAAAAAUACAUUGAAUAACUUAAGAUGAAAGACAGAUUUUCUGUAGAAGAACGACGAUUUAUGUACCAAGACGCGGUAUGUAGUAUAUGUCAUAAACUCAACAACAUUGAAGAAUACAGAAAGACAAUCGUUGAUUUAAAUGAAUUUCUUGGAACAUGUGUUCAACCAAAGGACGUAUAGAAUAUUUAUCAUUACUAUUUAGGCAUCGUAAAUCUGCUAGCAAUACAUAACUGCAUAUACAUUUGUCCCUAUUCCAACUAGUGCGAUACGACUGUAUUCCGAUCUUGCGAUGUCACGUCAUAAGAAGUAUCAUUGCGCGAUGUUACAAAGACGUCAGAAAACAAAGUGUUCUAUUAACAUGUACUUUAAUGUAACACUGACG
Molecule: messenger RNA, 1610 nt
Organism: Mya arenaria
Lineage: Eukaryota; Metazoa; Mollusca; Bivalvia; Myida; Myidae
Product: alpha-(1,3)-fucosyltransferase C-like
Exons: 2
Coding region: 383-1246 (287 amino acids)
Cellular component (GO): membrane
Molecular function (GO): alpha-(1->3)-fucosyltransferase activity
Source: RefSeq, a predicted model, not a curated record